AGUCGCGUUGGCAUUCGGGGCUCUGAGGUUUGGGCGUUCUCGGGGUAGUGGCAGCCCGGGCGGAUGGCGCAGGGUUGGGCUGGCUUCUCUGAGGAGGAGCUGAGGCGAAUGAAGCAGACUAAAGACCCAUUUGAACCACAGCGACGUCCCCCUGUGAAGAAAAGCCGACAGCAGCUUCAGCGGGAAAAAGCCCUUCAAGAGCAAAGCCAAAAACUUGGACUGCAAGAGGGAUCAACCGCAUUACCUCCAGAGCAGCUGCUUUCGGCACCACACCAGAGAAUUAAGAAUCAAAAGCCACAUUUUUCUCCCCUUGCUGCUCCCAGUCCUCUUACACCCACCUCUCCCAUUGGUGAUGGAAAAUCCCAGGGUAUGGAAAGUCAACCACAGGAACUGGGACUGGAGAAUUCCCAUGACGGUCACAGAAGUGCUGAGGUUCUACCUCCAAAUAGCAAAUUGGAGAAAAAGAAAGUGGAAUUGCAAGAAAAGUCUCGUUGGGAAGUCCUCCAACAAGAACAACGGCUAAUGGAAGAGAAAAAUAAACGUAAGAAAGCUCUUUUGGCUAAAGCUAUUGCGGAAAGAUCUAAAAGAACUCAGGCAGAGACCCUGAAACUGAAGCGGAUCCAGAAGGAGUUGCAGGCUUUGGAUGACAUGGUAUCAGCGGACAUCGGAAUCCUCAGGAACCGGAUUGACCAGGCCAGUCUGGACUAUUCCAAUGCGCGGAAGCGGUUUGACAGAGUGGAAGCAGAGUAUGUUACGGCCAAGCUCGACCUGCAGCGCAAGACUGACAUCAAAGAGCAGCUCACCGAGCACCUUUGUACGAUCAUACAGCAGAACGAGCUCCGCAAGGCCAAGAAGCUGGAGGAAUUGUUGCAGCAGCUGGACGUCCAGGCUGAUGAGGAGCCUUUGGAGCUUGACAUGGAGGCGGAGAGACUGCUGCACGGACAAGAGGCAGAAGCAGGGAAACAGAAGGUCCAUGGGGAGGGGCCAUUUCAGCCUCCGGGCGAGAGUGUGCCUGGAGGGUCUGCUCAGAACACAAAGCAUCAGGCACCAGCCGCUUCCCCAAAGGUAGACGGACAGUGUGAGAACUCCAAGAGCACCCCCCUUCACACGCCAGAAGACCCAAGUCAGGGAGCGGAAACAACCAUCCACGACGGCUCAGCUGCUCCAAGCACGUGAAAUGCCGGGGCCCGUCGCUCUCAGCCCCCGUAGUAGCCGGUAAACUCUCUGUUGUGGGUUAUUCCGUAACCUCUGGUAAACGCCCCUUUAAAACAAUAUUAAUGACUGAUUCCAUGAUUACUUUUAUAACAACAUGUUUGGCCAUUCUAAAGUCUCGAAUGAUGGCAAUUUUAUCUACAGGGGCAUCGUUCACUUAAUGUUGAUCCUUUUGCCUUAGUGCACACUUAUUUUGGGUGAAAACAAGUGACUUAAAAGGGUAGAAGAAAAACUACAUGGCUAUGAGUGUUUUCAGACCAAGUAAAUACAGAAAAGUGAAAUGAAAAAUGGUAACACAUCACCAAACUAACUGAACUUCUGGGAGAAGCGCUGAGACUGAGAACCCUAUUUCCUCAUGAGAACCCCAUGUGCUCAGUGAAGAAACACAAAAGUUAAAUGUGGAAAAGAGAACAAGAAACAAAUAACAAAAGUAGCAUUUGGAUUUUACUAGAUUAUUAUCUCUUUGGAUCUUACUAGAAUUGCAAAAUACAACUUCAAAAUUACCAGACAACUUAAGCCAACAUUACUUUUGUAUUCAAUUUGCCUUUUAAGUGGCUUUAGUUUACAACCUGAGUUUUGAUUAGUUGAUACACACAAACUUGUACAUAUAA
Molecule: messenger RNA, 1823 nt
Organism: Pteronotus mesoamericanus
Lineage: Eukaryota; Metazoa; Chordata; Mammalia; Chiroptera; Mormoopidae
Gene: GORAB
Product: golgin, RAB6 interacting
Exons: 5
Coding region: 64-1176 (370 amino acids)
Biological process (GO): non-motile cilium assembly
Source: RefSeq, a predicted model, not a curated record